AGCCUCGACUUCCAUAUCCAUCCGUUUCUUUUAUUAUCAUCUCUUUCUUGCUCGGUCGCAGGCUUGCACACCAUCCUCUUUAUACGACAGCUUGAUCUCGCUGCUCUAUAAUCGAGUUCUUUACGACUAAACGAAACAUCAUGCGUGUCCAGUCUCUCCUCCCACUCAUCCUUCUGCCGGUCCUCGCGCUCGCUCAGAGCAGCACAUCAUCUACACAAGGCAGCUCAGCAGCAGCCUCUUCCACCACAGCCUCUGCAUCAUCGGCGUCAGCAUCUGCCUCAUCUAGCGGCAACUCAACAGCAUCAUCCUCAGGUAACUCCACGACCGCCUCCGGCAACUCAUCCACCUCCACCGGUCCCCUACCCACUGCAGCGACCUCUGUUGACGGAGGAGGGAAUGAAGAUAAUGGUGGUGCGCCUACACCUGGCGCGGACUCGUCGGGGGGUAUCUAUGGGCCGGAUGAUAGUUACACCGCGGGUGCGAUGCCCUUGGAGUAUGGGGCGGUGCUGGUGAGCAUGGUGGGGGCGUUGGUGGGAGGGGGGCUUGCGCUACUCUAGAUGGUAUCGGAAGGAUAUUCAGAUGACAGAAUGGUUCCUGGUUCCUGGUUUGGGUGGUCGAGGAGGAAGUGAGCCCUAGGGCAUAGGACUGACGUGAUGGACUUCGCUGCGCAUUGACACUUUUAUUCUUUCUUUCUUCACACCUACAUAUGAGCGACACCGGACUUUGAGAUUAUAUACGAUACCACAUCAUCAUAAUGGACACUCUGGACUGUUUUGUUUAUGCCUGUGGAAGGGUGUGGCGGGCUGUGUGCCACCCGACACUGCUUCCUCCGCAGCAUUAUGCACGUUUUCUCUGACGUUGCCGUAGCUUCUAUUCUUGUUGUCAACUUCAUCCUACUUACUCUCGAGGACACCCUCGCCUCGGUUCAUGCCUCUCUUGGAUACUGUCGCUGCAGAGCUCUCGCCGCCGUAUUGUGGC
Messenger RNA from Stereum hirsutum FP-91666 SS1, 978 nucleotides. RefSeq lists its product as uncharacterized. Bases 141 to 557 code for a protein of 138 amino acids. The record is from RefSeq and is a predicted model, not a curated record. NCBI's taxonomy places the organism in Eukaryota, Fungi, Basidiomycota, Agaricomycetes, Russulales, Stereaceae. The transcript is spliced from 2 exons.